CGAUGAACCAAAACUGCGCGAGCUGGAUUCUGGCAAGAAAGACCUCCGCAGUGCCUGCGUGUUGGCUGAGAAUCACCUCUUGUUACCUGCACCAUACACGCACAUACUUUCGCAGCUACUCCAUAUAUGGCACCGCCACGCGACUUGGACAGUAUCAGUGAUACUGACACGUUCAACAUACUUGUUGCUACCGACAACCACCUGGGCUACAUGGAGCGCGACCCAAUCCGCGGGCAGGACUCGUUCCUAGCGUUUGAGGAGAUACUGCAGCUUGCACAGUCGCACAGCGUCGACAUGAUUCUGCUGGGCGGCGACAUGUUUCAUGACAACAAGCCGUCGCGCAAAUGCCUGCACCAGUCGAUGGCGAUGCUGCGCAAAUACUUCGACUUUGGCUCGCAGUUCCCGCAGGUCAACUACGAGGACCCAAACUUUAACGUGUCACUCCCCGUGUUUUCGAUCCAUGGUAACCACGACGAUCCAUCGGGCGACGGGAACCUUGGGCUUGUCAACUAUUUUGGCAGACAGUCGGAGGUGGAGAAUAUACGCGUGUCUCCGGUGCUUUUGAAGAAGGGGUACACGCAGCUAGCGCUAUUUGGGCUGGGUAAUGUGCGCGACGAGCGACUGCACCGGACGAUCGAGCGCAAGAACAUGACAAUGUGCCGGCCAGAGGAGGAUGCCGAAAAGUGGUUCAAUUUAAUGGUGCUGCACCAGAACAGAGUCGCGCACGGACCCAAGAGCCACAUCCCAGAGCACUUUCUGAGCAAAUUCCUCGAUUUGGUCGUCUGGGGGCACGAGCACCAGUGCCAGAUUGAUCCUGAAUUCAACCCGCAGCAGUCGUUCUUUGUCUCGCAGCCUGGAUCCUCGGUGGCCACAGCGCUGUCUUCGGGUGAGGCCGUGGAAAAGCACGUCGCAGUGCUAAAAGUCAACCGCCGCAACUUCAAAAUCGACAAGAUCAGACUGAAGAACGUGCGGCCAUUUGUCAUUGAGGAUGUCGUGCUGUCCGAGGAGUCCUCGCUGUCGCCACAGAGCUCGGAAGACGAAAUCGUCGACUUUUUGCGUGACCGGGUCGAGGAAAUGAUCGAAAAGGCAGAGAGAAAAUAUAGAGACCAGGUCAAGGAGGGAUCCCCCGAUGUUCCUAACGGACUGGGUGACUCUCCAAAGCCGCUGAUCCGCGUGCGCGUCGAAUACAGUGGUGGCUUCGAGAGCUUUCACCCGCAGCGGUUUGGGCUGCUGUUUGCUGACCGCGUCGCCAACCCACGCGAUAUUAUCCACUUUUUCCGCAAGGCCAAAGCAGUGAGUCGGUCCGAAAGCACGGCGAGCCGAGUCGUGCCAUCAGUCCCACAGCCAGUCGAGACAGUCCAGGUCGAGAGCCUGAUCAGCGAGUUCCUGGAUGAAUCGAGCAUGCGGAUGCUGGUUGACGUGGAACUGGCCGAAGCGCUUCGGCUGUUUGUGCAAAAGGGCGAUUCGGAUGCGAUCUCGCAGUCGCUCAUCAAGACGAUUGGUGAUGUGCAGAAGCAGGUGCUGGGCUACGGCGAGGCUGUUGAUUCGGAAUCGCUCGAGGUGCACAUCGGAAAGGUGCAGCAGGAACGCAGACAACAGGCAAAAGAGAAUGGUGAACAUCUGGCCGUUGUGAGUGGGUCGACGGUAGUUGCUGCUGCUACUACUGGCACGAAAAAGAAAUCAGGAGUGACAGUAGCUGAUGCAAAAGCUAUCAAGGAGUUUGAGAUUACAGCAAAGAAGCCAGGUAGCUAUGGCGAGAUGCCUGAUCCGUACGAGCACGAUGACGGCGAUGAUGAGGACCUGAGAGAGGCUGGCGAGCGUCUGAGCUCGAAAGGCGUCGGCAAGGAUGAGAAUGACGACGAGAGUGGCGACGAGUCUGAUGAAAUGAAAAGCCAGGUCUCGCAGAGACCAGCGCCAGCCCCAAGAGUCGCGCGUCCAUCACGCACAGCACGAUCUACUGUCGCAUACAAGGGGGAAUCGGCAGCAAGCGAGUCGGAGGCGAGCCAUCUUAGCGAUGCGCCAAAGCUCCAGCAGCAGUGGCUAUUGACGAUAGCGACAGCGACCUUCAAUGGUGGUGAUAAUACGGCAUCCACCCCAGAGCCAAAGAGGAGGCGAGCUGCAAAGGCACCGGUGGCAGCGACUCGCGGGCGUGGCCGUGGCCGCGGGCGUGGAAAGGCAGCAAUGGGCAGAGGGGCAUCCAAAUUGCAGUUCACACAGAACUCGAACCAGAUGCCAGCAAUCAACAUUGACGAUGAUGAUGAUGACGACGACGACGAGAAACCCAAGGGCUUUGGCCAGUUUUCGUUGCGUAAAAAGUGA
Messenger RNA from Linderina pennispora, 2319 nucleotides. RefSeq names its product DNA repair exonuclease. Gene Ontology annotation, molecular function: DNA endonuclease activity; manganese ion binding; 3'-5'-DNA exonuclease activity. The transcript has 5 exons. Gene Ontology annotation, cellular component: Mre11 complex; nucleus. The record is from RefSeq and is a predicted model, not a curated record. Gene Ontology annotation, biological process: double-strand break repair via nonhomologous end joining; double-strand break repair via homologous recombination; telomere maintenance. NCBI's taxonomy places the organism in Eukaryota, Fungi, Kickxellomycota, Kickxellomycetes, Kickxellales, Kickxellaceae. The coding region runs from base 127 to 2319 and encodes 730 amino acids.